Macrobrachium nipponense is the source of this 5925-nucleotide messenger RNA. It is a transcript of the gene MRP, whose product is annotated as multidrug resistance-associated protein 1-like. Gene Ontology annotation, biological process: transmembrane transport. The record is from RefSeq and is a predicted model, not a curated record. Gene Ontology annotation, cellular component: membrane. Lineage: Eukaryota; Metazoa; Arthropoda; Malacostraca; Decapoda; Palaemonidae. Gene Ontology annotation, molecular function: ATP hydrolysis activity; ABC-type transporter activity; ATP binding.
CCCCCACAAUCCAGAAGCAAAAACUUAGUAGUAGUGGACGCUGUCGGACCAGUAACAGUGUGAAUAUGGCGGAGCUAAGUGCUUUAGACAAAUUCUGUGGCGAGACGUUUUGGGACAUAAACAUAACGUGGCAUGCCGAAACACCCAGUUUCACGAGGUGUUUCGAACGCACGGCGCUAAUAUGGAUCCCCUGUGGGUUCUUGUGGGUCUUUGCACCCCUGGAGGUGUUUUAUUUGAAGAACAGCCUUGACAGGCUGGUUCCUUGGACUUGGGUUAAUAUAGGUAAGAUGAUUGGUUCGCUCAUCUUGCUGAUAAUCCAAGCAACAGACUUCUUUUUUGCGGUAUCCAGAGGUAGUUCAGACGAUACUGUGUAUGGGGUGGAGUACGCUGCCCCAGCAAUACUGUUUUUAACCAUACUCUUGCAAUUCAUAUUCGUGCUUCUGGAAAAGAAGAGGGGCUUCCAAAGCUCUGGGUAUCUCUUCCUGUUCUGGGCACUCCUGGUCGUGUGCGGCAUACCCGAGUACGUGAGCUACCUCACGGAUAUCCCGAGUAAGGACACUCUGAUGUUCUCGCUAUACAUGGUAUAUUUCCCCGCGAUCGUCAUCAUGCUCAUACUCAAUUGCUUAGGCGACGCUGUGCCAAAAUACGUCCAUUUCAACAGAGGAGAGAAACCUUCCCCAGAACCCAGCGCUUCUUUCUUGAACCGCAUUUUCUUCGCUUGGCUCGACCCCCUCAUCUGGAAGGGUUACAGGAAACCGCUGCAGAGGAAGGACCUGUGGAAUCUCGCUUACGAGAAUGCCUCGUACUUUGUGGUAUCUGUGUGGAACAAGAACUACCUGAGAAGUAGGGCGAAGGCAGAAAAAAAAGUGGCAUCCGAAACGUGGGCGUCGCCCUCCAAAAAUGCCAAUCACAUCGAGAUGACAGGGCAGACUAGGCCUAAAGCUCCUCCCAUAUCCAUCUUGCCAACGAUGGUGCGCACCUUCGGGCCUUCGUUCCUCUUCGGAGCCGUUCUCAAGCUGAUGUAUGAUAUGCUUCAGUUCGCAAGCCCCAUAAUUCUCAGGUAUCUGAUAGCGUUCACCGAGCCGGGCAACGAAGACCCCGCUUGGCACGGCUACUUCUACGCGGUGCUCAUGUUCGUCGCCGCCCAGAUCCAGUCGCUCAUACUCGGCCAGUACUUCGAGAAAAUGUUCCUGAUUGGCCUGAGGAUUCGGACUGGCGUCAUCUCCGCCGUUUACCAGAAGGCCCUGAAAGUGUCCAGCUCUGCCAGGAAGGAGUCCACUGUGGGAGAAAUCGUGAAUCUGAUGUCCGUCGACGCCCAGAGGUUCAUGGAUCUUUCCACGUACAUCAAUCUCCUGUGGUCGGCUCCUCUGCAGAUAGCCGUCGCCCUCUACCUUCUGUGGGACCUCUUGGGCAUAUCUGUUUUGGCCGGUGUCGGGGUGUUGGUGGCCCUCAUACCCAUCAACGGUUUCAUUGCCAGCAAGAAUAAGAACUUCCAGAUCAGCCAGAUGAAGAAUAAGGACAAGAGAGUCAAGCUGAUGAACGAGAUUCUCAAUGGGAUAAAGGUGCUGAAGCUCUACGCCUGGGAGCCCUCCUACCAAGAGCAGGUGAUGGGCGUCAGAGAGAAGGAAAUCAAGGUGCUGAAGAAAGCCGCUUACCUGAACGCCGGCACCUCCAUCAUCUGGUCGUGCACGCCUUUUCUCGUCACCCUCGUCAUGUUCCUAACCUUUGUCAUGUCGGAUCCUCAUAAUAUCUUGACAUCCGAAAGGAUAUUUACCUCGAUCUCACUCCUGAACAUCCUCAGGAUGCCGAUGACUAUGUUGCCCUUCCUCAUAGUGGCUACGGUCCAGGUAUCCCUAGCGACAUUUGCCACGUACGUGAUUCUAUCUCCUGCAAAUAUCCUUGGUCCCAAGAAAGCGUUUGUAGCCCUGUCCCUGUUUAAUCUGCUCAGAUUUCCGAUAUCUAUGAUGCCUAUGCUGGUAGCCAGCGUUGUCCAGGCAAACGUGUCCCUGAAGAGGCUGAACAAAUUCUUGAAUGGUGACGAACUCGACCCGAACAGCGUUUCGCACGACAGCAAUCAUAGCAAAACUAUCUCCAUAGAAAACGGAACAUUUUCCUGGGGACACGACGAAGAGGAUGGGAAGCCAGUCCUGAGGGAUAUCAAUAUCCAGGUUGACGAGGGAUCCCUAGUUGCAGUUGUGGGCACAGUGGGUUCGGGGAAGUCCUCUCUCUGUUCCGCCAUUCUGGGAGAGAUGGAAAAGCAGUCGGGGAUGGUCAAUGUGAAGGGACGCAUAGCGUACGUAGCCCAGCAGGCGUGGAUUCAGAACGCAACCCUGGAGAACAACAUUCUCUUCAACAAGGAAAAGGACGAACAUUAUUACAAGAAGUGCAUCAGGACUUGCGCCUUGAGGCACCUCGACAUGUUACCUGGUGGUGACCAGACGGAGAUUGGCGAAAAGGGCAUCAACCUGAGCGGGGGCCAGAAACAGCGCGUGAGUUUGGCCCGGGCGGUGUACUCCGACUCCGACGUCUAUCUGCUGGACGACCCACUGAGCGCCGUCGAUUCACACGUCGGCAAGCACAUCUUCGAGCAGGUCAUAGGGCCUGAAGGGGUGCUCAGGAAGAAGACGCGCAUCCUGGUGACCCACAGCGUGACCUACCUGCCGCAGGUGGACAAGAUCAUCGUCCUGAAGAACGGCGUCGUGACAGAGCACGGGACCUUCGCCGAGCUGAUGGCCAAGAAGGGAGAGUUCCAGGAUUUCCUGCUCGAGUACCUGUCCAAAGCCGAGGACGAAGAAGUCGACGAAGGAGAUCUGGAGGACAUCAAGAACCAGCUGGCUGACAAGAUGGGGCACGAGGUCUUCCAGAGACAGAUCUCUCGGAUGUCCGAGAAGAGGGACAGCGAGACCGAGAGCAUCCAAGACUCAGAGAAAAGCCCCGAAAAUACGCGAGGCAGCCUCAGGCAGAGGGUGAAGAGAGUGAGCGAGAGCGAGAAACCAAGGGAGAAGUCAGCCACUCCGGUUCGUCAGGCGAAGGCUGGCGAGAAGCUGAUAGAAGCCGAGAAAGCAGAGACUGGCAAGGUCUCAGGAUACGUCUACGUUUAUUACAUCAAAGCUGUCGGAGUGGUGGUAGUGACCCUGACUUUCCUAUUCGGCAUACUCUCCCAAGUAGCCACAGUAGGAUCCAAUAUGUGGCUCACUGCCUGGUCGAACGAGAACGUCACCGAUGAAACGCAAGACCCAGCAGUCAGAGACAAAUAUUUGGGAGUGUACGGUGCUCUGGGAGCCGUUCAAGCAAUAACUACAAUGUUCCAAUCUCUUAUAUCAACGAGAGGAACGAUAUUUGCCUCAUCGGCUCUUCACGCUAAUUUAUUGACAAACGUCCUGAGAAGUCCAAUGUCCUUUUUUGAUGUCACGCCUGUCGGACGCCUGGUCAAUAGAUUUGCCAAAGAUCUGGACACGGUAGAUGUGAUGCUCCCAUCAAAUUUUAAGUCAUGGCUCGCGUGUUUGUUGACGGUCGUAUCGACAUUCGUAGCCAUCAUCUAUGCGACGCCGAUCUUCUUAGCGGUCAUUGUACCCACCAUGAUCAUCUAUUACUUCGUCCAGGUCUUAUAUGUGUCCUCGUCACGACAACUCAAGCGCUUGGAAUCUGUGUCGAGGUCUCCAAUUUAUUCGCAUUUUCAAGAGACUAUCCAAGGUGCUUCCACAGUGCGGGCCUUCAACAGAGAAGAACAUCAAGUUUAUCAACGGACGUCAGAAAGUUUGAUAUAUUUUAAUACAAUUUUAUCUUCGUUCAUUUCCAGGUGGCUGUCCAUUCGCCUGGAGUUCAUUGGCAACAUUCUGACGUUCUUCGCCGCUCUGUUCGCCGUCAUGAGCAGAGAUACCAUAAGCAGCGGGUUGGUCGGGUUCUCUGUCAGUUACGCUCUGUCUGUAACUCAAAUCUUGACGUGGCUCGUACGAAUGACGUCAGACGUGGAAACGAACAUCGUGGCUGUGGAACGUAUCAAAGAGUAUACCGAGACACCGCAAGAGGCCCCCUGGGAUAUACCGGACAACAAACCGCCUAAGAGCUGGCCCGACCGCGGACUGGUGAAAUUCGAAAACUACUCCACGAGGUACAGAGAAGGAUUGGAUCUGGUCGUCAAAGACAUUCAUUGUGACAUCCAAGGAGGAGAGAAGAUCGGAAUAGUGGGCCGUACGGGGGCCGGAAAGUCUUCGCUCACUCUGGCUCUCUUCCGUAUCAUCGAACCGGCCGGUGGCAUCAUAUCCAUCGAUGGCGUCGAUAUAGGCAAAAUCGGCCUCCACGAUUUGCGAGGCGGACUGACGAUCAUCCCGCAGGACCCAGUUCUCUUCAGCGGUUCUCUGCGAAUGAAUCUAGAUCCGUUCAACAGCUACAGCGACGACCAGGUGUGGUCGGCUCUUGAGCACUCACACCUGAAGGAGUUCGUCUCCGGAUUGGCCAAUCAACUGCAGUUCGAGGUGGCUGAAGGAGGGGACAACCUCAGCGUCGGCCAGAGACAGCUGGUGUGCCUGGCCAGGGCUCUUCUUCGCAAAACCCGCAUCUUGAUCCUGGACGAAGCCACAGCCGCCGUCGAUCUGGAAACGGACGCGCUCAUUCAGGAGACUAUCCGUAGGGAGUUCGCCGAGUGUACCGUACUUACUAUCGCUCAUAGAUUGAAUACCAUCAUGGAUUCCACAAGAGUGCUCGUUCUCGACAAAGGAAGAAUCAAAGAAUUCGACACCCCAGGUUCUCUUUUGAAAGAUACCAGCACCAUCUUCUACGGCAUGGCCAAGGAUGCAGGUUUAGUUUAAGAGACUGUACAAUUCCUUAAAAAUACAGUACGAAUUUUCUGUGACUUUAGACUUUUAAGUUAACUGCAUCUUCACCGUGUGAAGAUUAUCUUACAAUAAUUUUUCAAUGUAGUUUUUAGUUUCUGUGUUUUGAGCGCGAGGAUUUUGUAUGCCGAAGUUGUCAUGAGUCAUGACUGGCUCAGGCGGGAAUCACUGGCCCAAGUUGAUUAGUGAGUGGUGAAUGAGCUUGGUGAAACAAAUAGUUCACCUACGAGUCUCCGACACAGAUAGUACGAUGUCAUUCCACUUUUUUUUUUUUCUUUCUUUUUUAAACAUUAUCAGUUGUUUUUUUUAGAAUAUCGACGUAUUGUUCUUUGUUAAAGGAGUAUUUAUACGUUUUCCAUUUGGUAAAUUAUUUUGUGCAUUACGAUGAGGGCAGUAGGCCAACGUGCCGAAGAUUACUGUGAAUCACUUUUCACACAGUGGCCUCUUCAUCUUCUUGAAAUCCCAGUCACACUUUAUUUUCGAUAUGGUUACCCAUGAAAGUUUAGAACACACCCAUAUCAUUACACACACAUAGAUAUUAAAGGAUAUUUGUAGUGAAUGCGCAUACUACAUACAUUCGUAGACCCAUGUUUGAAGGUGGCGGUGAAUAAUUACACACAAAAUAUAUCUUGAUUUUCCUUUUCAAAAUGUUCAGUUUCUAGCUAGUGAUAACAGAAGGGCACUGGUAUGAAGUCCAUAUGCCCACUGGGUUCGUAGUAUGACUCAUUACAGGAAAUACUAAACAGUACAAAUGUGACAAAGCAAAUGACAGCAACAAUUGUAUCUCAGUGGCACUGCAUAUCAGAAAUCGGUGUUAGUAUGGUAUAAGUGCUGUGCACUACUUGUACUUAGUGCUGACAGUUAGAAACACGUCUUAGUGCCUGCGCAGCAGCAUGAGUGUUUACGCUUCAUCGUACACAUUGGUGAGUGCUGACUGUCAGUCUGGUCAGACAGGUAUAGUACGUGUUAUUGUUGAACCACACCCUAUUCUGAGUGUUCUUUGUAAUAAGAACGAAAGAACAUGGAAACUGAUGGUACGUUUAUCGUCUUUUAUAUAAAUAUUAAUCGUUUUGAAAUAAAGAUGAAUUGUCGA